UUUCCUCUAGUCCUUCAACUGAGAAUGCAGCAUCGGCGUUCACAAGAGCAAAUGUCUGAACGAAACUUGAUCCCACCUGGAAAUAAACCACAUACAACUUUCCCAGAACAGAAUGGCAACUUGGGACAAACAAAAACAGAAGACUUCAUGAAGUGCAAGGCUCAGAACAAGCUCCACAAAGUGGCUGCAGUGAAGAUGCCUUUUUGUGAAGAUGGCCUAGCCGAAUCAGAUGAACUUAAGGAGAAGAAAGCUCGGCUGGCUGAAGAUCUAAAUGAAAAGAUACUACAUCGGCCAGGACCUCUGGAGCUGGUGAAGAAGAACAUCCUUCCACUACCUGCCAACGUGAAAGAUGGAAUAAAGGAUCAGAUCACAAUCUCUCCUUCUUCUGAUGCCUUUUCUUUUGAUGAUGACAUCACUAGUUCUUCCUCUUCUUCUACUUCCUCCUCUCCUCGCUUUGCACCUUCUCCUGGUCUUUCAGUUAACUUGUCCCCAACAUCUACCAACACUGCAUUUCAGCUGGAUCUUCCCUGUAUAAUUGAGGUGAACCAGCCAAGUUCAGGAACAAUCACAGAGACUGACUCAUUGGCAACCAAUAGGUCAAGUGCUCAUCUUUCAGCACAGGCUCCAUCUGGGGUUCCUAAGGCUCCAGCAAAGCCCUCUGAUAUGGGAAAAAGCCAAAGGCAAAAGAAGCCCAAAGAUGCUAAACCAAAGGUUAAGAAGCUCAAGUAUCAUCAAUACAUUCCACCAGACCAGAAGGCUGACAGGUCUCCGGUUGCAAUGGAUGCUGCCUACUCUCGUUUGCUGCAACAGCAACAGAUCUUCCUUCAACUUCAAAUCCUCAACCAGCAACAGAACCAAACUUUCUGUGUGCAGACAGUUCACCCUCUAGCUACAAGUAUUUCAGCAGAUCAAGUGAUUAGCUUCACAGGAGCAGCACCUGCUGGUACAUCCACCUUAAAUAUCUCUCCCCCAUCUGCUACAGCAGCCAUGCCAACUGUGCCAAAUUCAACCACCACCUCUCCUCUGAAACCAGAGUUUUUACCAGCAAACCUGGAUGAUCUAACAGUGUCAGAACUUCGCCAACAUCUUAGGAAAAGAGGACUUCCUGUUUCAGGCACAAAACCAGCAUUACUGGAACGCCUUAGGCCAUACCAGAUUCCACGUGCCAAGACCAUUCCAGCUCCCAUCCAAAGUGCAAGUUUGAUAACCCCAGUUAUUGAAAUUCCUUCCUUUCAAAAUCCUUCGUCAUGUGACACCACUGCUGCCCCUCUUUGCACCUUCCGAACUUCUCCUCCUCCAGCUCCUGCUGAGGGUCUUCCUGAGCCAUCAGAAACACCUACCAAUGUCAAAGAAAGUCCUGAAACACAGACAGGAAGUCAGGACAAAGACAUGGUGAUGCAAGUAAUAGAUGAUGACCAAGUCCUUCUAGAAAAGCAAAAAGUGAUUGAAAAUUUGACAUGGAAGUUACUACAAGAACAGAAACAGGCAGAAGACCUUCGAGUGGAACUAGAGAUGCACAAACGCUUAAAAAAUCGGCGGAAGAAUGAGAAACUAAACCCCAGAAUAACAAUUAAAAAAGAGAUUGAUGAAUGUAUAAUAACCUCUUGUGCAAAAGCACAGACUGAAGACACACAGUUUUUGUAUACUCUAAAUAAUGAUAGAACAGAACUACCACCACCAGUCCAGGAGCAACUGAUGAGCCCAGACGUUAAUGAAAACUACAUGGUUUUCCCACCUUCUACGUGCGAAGUAAUCGGACAAGAUUUCGAGCUUCCAAUGCAGAUCACGGCAAGUCCUGAAAAUCCAGUACAAAAGCCUCGCUCCUUUGAGGAAGAACUACAGGAAGCUAUACAAAAAGCACAAAUGGCCAUUACACAUUCAAUUGAAGAUAUAUUAGAAGAACCUUUACUCCACACAGAUGAAUUAAUGCAUGUCGACAAUGACAUGGUGGAUACCCUAAAGCCAGAAAGUGAUCUUCAAAAUACAUAUGCAGCUCAAAAUAGGAAUUUCACAAAGCAAGUUCAUUGCUGUAUGGAUGCUCAACCACCUCCAACUGUUCCCAGUUCUACAAUUCUGGAGUUUCCAGUGUCUGGGAAUUAUGAUUUCCUGUCUGGCCAGGAUAGCUUCUCAGUUAUGUUCUCUCCUGAUCAGAUUGAAAUGCCAUCUUCACCAGAUCAUCCAGAAAACAUGUCCCCAUCAUCCUCUUCUUCCUCAUCAUCUUGUGCUCCAUUUGAUCCAGCGGACUGGCUUGAAGCACUGACGUCAGGAUCCACUUCCAACUUUGGACCUGGUAGUCCCAUGAAUUCAAGUAUAUUUUCCACUGACAUUUUCGACUCUCCAGACUUAAGUAUUAACAGAAUGAUCGAUUUAAUGGUGGAACAGUGGUAA
Staurois parvus is the source of this 2388-nucleotide messenger RNA. Lineage: Eukaryota; Metazoa; Chordata; Amphibia; Anura; Ranidae. The record is from the annotation of a GenBank genome assembly.